GUUAACUGUGUAAAGGGGGAAGGGAAACUGAGAUUGGAAGGAGAGAAACUGAGGUAAAAUAAAUAGUAUUAAACUAAUAUAUAGACAAUCGCUGCUGUUAUAUUAAUGUUUAAAAAACUGAGAGAAAUCAAAAAUAUCCGGAAAAUGUGUGGUUGGCUUGUGGAAACAGAUUGCAUGAUUGUGGAAAAAGGCUAGCUGGAUGACAGUUCUGAGCCACUGAUGUUGAGUUAGCUAGUAGUAGCCAGUUGACUGUCUAAGUAUAAAUGUUAUGCAACCAAAAAAAACAUGCAUUCAUGAUAUAUGUAGAUAAAUAGCAAUAUUGACCUGACGAUAAAAUCAAUGCUAGCAUCUGUUAAAAGUUAAUGUACUGUAGACUAACUAGCCGUAGCCUGUCAGCUCUGCUUCAGUGGUCAGCGCACGUAGCUUCCUAGCAUACCGGUAGUUAGCUUAGCUAUGACAGUUACUGGGAACGUUAUCCAAGUUUCAGAUUGUACCAUGACGUUUUUGCAUAAACAUAUCACGUUAGCUAGCUAGCUAACCACUUUUUUUUGUGUAGGGUGUGAGUUGGUCUUUGGCACUAGCUAACCUAGCUACAGUAGCUCAUGUUGGCCAUUUGGUAAUGUUAGCUAGUUUGACAGCUUGAUAACGAUUCGAUGUAGCUAGCUAAUCAUUCAAUGAGUUUGGUUUGGAUAAUUUCCCCAAAGAAAAUAGACCGUCAUUGAUCAGUUUGUGUUUAUGAACAAUUAUAAUUAUGCUUUUGGCAUUCUAUUUAUGAAAUAGCGAGCUACCCACCUUAUUUUUUCUGCCCCAAAUUGCAGAUAUCCAUGACAACCAGUUUGACAUACGAUGGCAUGAGUGCCCCCUAUUGGUUGGAUCUUGUCAAGGAGAAGCCACACUCCAACUGCAAGACUUCACCAAGACUCACCCCACCUUGGCUUGAGCAUUGUUAUAUUGUGGAUGUGAGGUGCCGACGUUGAGUGUCAAAGCAAUGAAGCGGCUGGGAAAGAGAGAGGCCACCCCAGAUCAGCAGUGUCCAUAUCCAGCUCUGCAGCCCCUCUAAUGGGGCAGGAUGCAAAACAAAUGUAUUCAAUGAGAUCUACCUGUUGACUACUCUGGACCUAGACAGCGAGAGGAAGGAAGGGGACAUUUGACAAGCAGUAUUUGUGGAAAGGGACACAACAGACAACAUGGGGGUCUUCCCAGUAGCUCUUCUGACCACCUCAUUCUGGGAAAAAAGGCUUUAAAGGGUAGAACAGGGAUUACACACUCACACACAGACACACACACUCAUGCCAUGGAAGGGGACAGUGGUGUCACAGCACACACAGAGGUAGGUGUUUUAACCUUGCAUAGCCUAACCCUUUAAAGUGUGAUUGGCAGUCUCACCAGCUGUAUACAAUGAAAUGGAACAGUAUCAGUCAAGUUUCAAAUCAACAUUUUGACCUUAUGGCCUUGGUUGCAGUCUGUUUGAUCUGUUCGCAUGUUACCUGGAUACUGAUUGUGUGAUACCAUCACAAGUGUAGACAAUGUGGGUGCGGUGUGGUGGUAUUCAUUCAGAUUGCACAUGGAAACUUGCUGCAGUAACAGAUCUAUCUGCUUCACAGUAAAACCUCCUAGUAGUGUAUACACAUCCAUUUCUCAGCUAUUUCUCAGGUGAGCAUGGCUGAGUUCACUUUUGGGGGACCUAAUUAACUGCAGGUAUCUCUGCGUCUGUCUAUUGACAUGCCCUUAAAAUGUGUUAUGCUUAGGGGACUUUCCCUCUCUCCCUUCUGUAUUUAAUCCCCUUUGUUUUAGUGAGUGAAGGAGGAAGUAAUGAAGCAGCUUCCCCUCUAGUGUUUACAUGGGGAAAUAAAAGGUUUCCACUAGCAAGUAGCCUAACAGUUCCCUCUCUGCUUAGCAAUAAUCUCCCUGCAGUGUCUGCCUGUCUGUCUGUCUGCCCUGGCACUGUGCCAUCCUGCACAGGUGAGAAGGCUACCGCUAAUUCCACAGAGACGUUCCUGCCCUCUUCUCUCCUACUCAUUCAUGCCACUCUGGUGCUGUGUGUGUGUCUGAUGAUUCCUCUUGUCUGUGCUGUCCCCUCCCCCUGUCAGGGUCUGAAUGGUGUGUUCCAUCAUGAAUGUAAAGAGACAGAGGAGCUAACCAAUAGCCACUCCAACCACAAACCCGUGAGUACAACAACCGACCAGAGUUUCCCAUUUAGAGUUUCCCAUGACCAGAUCUUGUGUUGUCAGAGUUAUGGACUGGUAGCUUUUUGGUCCUGCUGUUCUAUGUUGCAUUGUAGGGCUGGGAAUUGCCAGGGAUCUCACCAUACGAUAUUAUCACGAUGCUUAUGUGCCGAUACGAUAUGUAUUGAGAUCCUCACGAUUCUUUGUAUUCCAAACAUAUUGCUCACUGUAUGGCUGCUGCAGAGAGACGAGAGAGCAUUAGAAAACAACUAGUUUUGAUCAGACAUGUAAAUAAAAGUGCCGAAAACGUGUUGGCUCACUAUUUAAAAAGAAGAUGGAGAAUAAGCUAUAGGAUGACAAAUACCGGAGUUUUGGCGCCGGUACAGCUGACUAGCGCUAGCUAACGCUACCUACAGUCUUUACAAAUUGAUACUUGGAGUCACAUAUCGAUAUAAUAUCGUCCAAGAAGAAUAUUGCGAUAUGUAACUAUGAAUCCCCCCCCCCCCCCAUCACUGUCGCAUUGUGUAACCUGUUGUGUUAUGUAACCUGUUGUGUUUCUGUAUUCCCAGGUGAUCAAUGGACUGACGCCAUGUCAUAGUGUCAAAGAGCACGCCAACGGCAGUUCAUUGCUCAAAUCUCUGCCAGUGAGUUGCUCUAUACAGGCCCUCAUCAUGUCAAAGAUGUGACAGAAACCGUCCGUCACAUCACCACUGUUGCUGUUCUCUUUCUUUUAGAGUUUCUGUGUUUACAUAUAUUUUAUUGUGAUUCGUUUAGAUUUCAGCUCUGAAGCAGAAUGGCCUUCUGCAGUCCCUGGCAGCAGGAGGAGAGCAACCCAAGAUAGAAAGUAAGAUAGACACACACACACACACCACUCUUCCCAAUGGAACAACCAUGUAUCCUAGCUACCAGACCUCCCUAGCACGUCCCCUCAGGAGUGAGGUUGGAGAGAUGAGGGGCAGGAUAUGAUAUGGUUAUGUCAUGGUCUAGAGCAGGGUUUCCCAAGCUCGGUUGGGAACCCCCCCACCUCCCUGUGCACAUUUUGGUUUUUGCCUUAGGACUACACAGCUGAUUGAAAUAACCACCAUAUCAACAUGGCAGAACGAUUACUCAGCUGUGUAUGUUGUUGCAGGUUAGCUGUAUAUGUGUGUGUUUCUCCUCACCUGUGUGUAUGUGGGAUGUUUUCAGGGGAGAGUGCGGAUGUGGAGCAGGCUAGAGAGGAGUGGGAGGCUCUAGAGAGUAUCCAACCAGGUGAGUUGUUGUUAGGGGCAACAUCUCCCUACUCCCUGGCUGCCUGAAAGCUGUGCCUGUAUUUCUCCUCCCCUGUCAUUUGUGUGUUUUUAUUUGUAUUUUAUUUUAUUUGUAUACAUACUGUAAGUCUUUAAUGUCUUUGUUAAUGUUUUAAAUGUAUGUAAAUUGUAAAGUGUUUUUGUCUGUAGUGGGUUGGAACCAAAAUUAUUUUCUAAUCGUUUCGUUCCACAAUUUUCUUCGUUCCGUUCCACUAUUCUGACCAGCGAAAUAAUGUUCUGAACCGGUUCGUACCCCAAAAAAGUAUAUGGCAGCGGUUUAUGGCACUGUGUCGCAGCCGGCCGCGACAGGGAGACCCAUGAGGCGGCGCAAAAUUGGCCCAGCGUCGUCCGGGUUAGGGGAGGGUUUGGCCGGCCGGGAUGUCCUUGUCCAUCGCGCUCUAGCGACUCCUGUGGCAGGCAGGGCGCAUGCACGCUGACACGGCGGCAGUUGUAUGGUGUUUCCUCCGAAACAUUGGUGCGGCUGGCUUCCGGGUUAAGCGAGCAGUGUGUCAAGAAACAGUGCGGCUUGCAGGGUCGUGUUUCGGGGGACGCAUGGCUCUCGACCUUCGCUUCUCCCAAGUCCGUACAGGAGUUGCAGCGAUGGGACAAGACUGUAACUACCAAUUGGAUAUCACAAAAUUGGGGGUAAAAAUAAUUAAAAAAGGACCCGAAAUAAAUGAUAUAAACCAUUACUUGUUUUUGGUUAGAACUGGUUCAGAACAUUAUUUUACUGGUCAGAACAGUGGAACAGAACCCCCCCAAAAAAGGUUAUGUUCAUAACGAAACGAUUGGAAAAUAAUCUUGGUUCCAACCCAUGAUCAUAAAUCCUCCAUUCUAGGUUGAAUCUGAGUCUGUUGAUGUCUGUUAUUGACCUGUGUGUCUCCAGUGGUCAGUGAGGAGUCCAGUCCCACCCCUAUCAUCUCCUUUAACGAGGCGCUGCAGCACUUCCAGACCACAGACCUUGGAGAGCUGCUGGUAAGGUCCGUCUGUCUGUCUGUGUAUGGGGGUUUGAUGACUGCAUUGUAGAUUCCUCACCAUCAAUUGAGAACAUUUUUCAGUUUGAGUUUUGUCCCCUAUCUCUCUCCGUAGAAGAAGAUCCAGCCCACCAUCCGCAGGACUGGUCUGGCCACUCUCACACACUUCCUGUUCGGCCCGCCGCGACUUCACCGAGAACUACUGGAGGAGAGGGACCUGGUCUUUGCCAUCGCACAGUGUAAGAUAGAGUGUGUAUGUGCGCGCGUGUGUGUUUGAGAGAGGGCGAGAGAUUCGUUUUGCAGACUAUAAGAGAUCGAUUGUGUGCGUGUUCCUCUCUGUAGGUUCUCUGGAUAACAGUCAGGCUGUACACCUGCGUGUUCUACAGACCAUCUAUAAGAGGCUGACAGGCAGCAAGCUGGACUGUCCUCGAUUCGGCACCCACUGGGAGAACUUGGGCUUUCAGGGUGAGAGACAUCUUCUGCAUCAUGCUUUAUUUCAGAGGUCACCAACCUUUUCUGAGUCAAGAUCACUUUCUGAGUCAAAAUGCAAGCCGAGAUCUACCGCUCAGAUUUUUUAAAAACAUGACUUAAAAAACGUAAGCCGAUGCAACAUUUAACCAAUUAAAAACCGUUCUAUAGCAAUGAGGUUUGUGUAGGCAAUUGGCCCAAUACAUUAUCACUGCAUAUUGGCUUUGCUUAAAUUUCCCUGCCAAUGUUGUACUUCUCAGACCAUUUUGAAAUACUAUUUCAACAUUUUUGGUAUAUGAUCACACUGGUAAUAGAUCAUUUGUUGUAUUACUUGUGAGGCACGGCUGAGUGAGCAUAAUAUACAGUGGCUUGCGAAAGUAUUCACCCCCCUUAGCAUUUUUACUAUUUUGUUGCCUUACAACCUGGAAUUAAAAUGGGGUUUGUAUCAUUUGAUUUACACAACAUGCCUACCACUUUGAAGAUGCAAAAUAUUUUUUUUUGUGAAACAAACAAGAAAUAAGACAAAAAAAACAGUUAUUGAGCGUGCAUAACUAUUCACCCCCCCAAAGUCAAUACUUUGUAGAGGCCACCUUUUUCAGCAAUUACAGCUGCAAGUCUCUUGGGGUAUGUCUCUAUAAGCUUGGCACAUCUAGCCACUGGGAUUUUUGCCCAUUCUUCAAGGCAAAACUGCUCCAGCUUCUUCAAGUUGGAUGGGUUCCGCUGGUGUACAGCAAUCUUUAAGUCAUACCACACAUUCUCAAUUGGAUUGAGGUCGGCUGGGCUUUGACUAGGCCAUUCCAAGACAUUUAAAUGUUUCCCCUUAAACCACUUGAGUGUUGCUUUAGCAGUAUGCUUAGGGUCAUUGUCCUGCUGGAAGAUUAACCUCCGUCCCAGUCUCAAAUCUCUGGAAGACUGAAACAGGUUUCCCUCAAGAAUUUCCCUGUAUUUAGCGCCAUCCAUCAUUCCUUCAAUUCUGACCAGUUUCCCAGUCCCAGCCGAUGAAAAACAUCCCCACAGCAUGAUGCUGCCACCACCAUGCUUCACUGUGGGGAUGGUGUUCUCGGGGUGAUGAGAGGUGUUGGAUUUGCGCCAGACAUAGCGUUUUCCCUGAUGGCCAAAAAGCUCAAUUUUUGUCUCAUCUGACCAGAGUACCUUCUUCCAUAUAAUAAUAAUAUAUAAUAAUAAUAAUAAUAAUAAUAAUAAUAAUAAUAAUAAUAAGCCAUUUAGCAGACGCUUUUAUCCAAAGCGACUUACAGUCAUGCGUGCAUACAUGUUUGUGUAUGGGUGGUCCCGGGGAUCGAACCCACUACCUUGGCGUUACAAGCGCCGUGCUCUACCAGCUGAGCUACAGAGGACCACGUUUGGGGAGUCCAUAUGUUUGGGGAGUCUCCCACAUGCCUUUUGGUGAACACCAAACGUGUUUGCUUAUUUUUUUCUUUAAGCAAUGACUUUUUUCAGGCCACUCUUCCAUAAAGCCCAGCUCUGUGGAAUGUAUGGCUUAAAGUGGUCCUAUGGACAGAUACUCCAAUCUCCGCUGUGGAGCUUUGCAGCUCCUUCAGGGUUAUCUUUAGUCUCUUUGUUGCCUCGCUGAUUAAAGCCCUCCUUGCCUGGUCUGUGAGUUUUGGUGGGCGGCCCUUUCUUGGCAGGUUUGUUGUGGUGCCAUAUUCUUUCAAUUUUUUAAUAAUGGAUUUAAUGGUGCUCCGUGGGAUGUUCAAAGUUUCGGAUAUUUUUUUAUAACCCAACCCUGAUCUGUACUUCUCCACAACUUUGUCCCUGACCUAUUUGGAGAGCUCCUUGGUCUUCAUGGUGCUGCUUGCUUGGUGGUGCCCCUUGCUUAGUGGUGUUGCAGACUCUGGGGCCUUUCAGAACAGAUUGCACACAGGUGGACUUUAUUUAACUAAUUAUGUGACUUCUGAAGGUAAUUGGUUGCACCAGAUCUUAUUUAGGGGCUUCAUAGCAAAGGGGGUGAAUACAUAUGCACGCACCACUUUUCCGUUAUUUAAUCUUUACAAUUUUUUGAAAGAAGUUAUUUAUUUAAUUUCACCAAUUUGGACUAUUUUGUGUAUGUCCAUUACAUGAAAUCCAAAUAAAAAUCAUUUUAAAUUACAGGUUGUAAUGCAACAAAAUAGGAAAACACCAAGGGGGAUGAAUACUUUUGCAAGGCACUGUAUAUAUAUAUAUAUAUAUGUGUUUUUUUUUUACUGGACUGAUGGCCUGCAUCUGAUGAUCAGUCUGAGGGGAGGGAGCAGCGGUGAGGCUGCCUCACCCGACUCACCAUCGCUCCUCUCUCCCUCCCUCCGAUGAGAAAAGGGGACACAGUCUUCCAGCUGAUGGCGAAACUCAAGUCACACUGCAUUAUUUCUGCCUCAUGCACCAAUUAAUGUUGUUACUCCUAUGACCAGAGAAAGUAAAAUAUUCCUUGAUAUUAAAAAAGACACAAGCCGCUAAUAAUAAUAACGCAAGCUUAUCGGAACACUUUGCUAUACUUAUUCAUUGCAGCUGCAGUGCAGGUUGUAGUGUGAGUGGAAGUAGGGAGAACACACAUUUUAUGGCUUAUAAAAGUGUUGAACAAAGUGUUAACAGUGCUGAAUAAUAACAACUUAAACAUGAACUUACUCAUAAAAACAGCAGCUCUUUGCUGUAUUCGUUGAGUCUGUCUCUAGUCAUGGUUUUGAAAUCUCAUAGUAUCAACUUUGCUGUGCGCUCGAGGCUUCUUUUUACAGUCUAUGGCGUGAGGAAACUGUGCAGACAUGGUGAUCUGAGCUAUCUGAUUGGCGAGCAGUAGGGCUAUAAGUGCACUUGAUUUGCUCUCUGGGCCUGACGGAAAGGCAGAGUUCUAACUUCAGACACAUUAAAUGGUUCAAAAUGGGAACACUUUGCCUUCCCGGCGCUAGGGGUGCUGAAUCGAGUGCACCUAAUGCCAACAGCACGAAGCUAAUAAAAAAAAAUAGCAACGUAAGGCUUUAUCGUUAGGUUUUUGACAGAAAUGUUUGGUAAUCGACUAGGAAUGCCUUGUCAAUCGACUGGUAGGUGACCACUGCUUUAUUAGAUGCCACUCUCACACAGAGAUUAAAACCCCCUAGAGUCGAUUGACGCACCGAUGCGUCAAUUUAAUUUACAUUUUAAAAAAAUCCCCAUCAAAAUCUGUCAGUUUAAGCGAUAUCUGUUAUUUUGCAUUGGAUGCGUCUCAAUCCACCACAUCCGCCAGUGUCGCACUUCUGCAUCUGCGGUGAAAGGUGGCAUAGCUAGAGCGGUGUUUGUCAGGCCAUUUGACAUCCCGAGAAUCGGUCUUCUCACGGAAACGUCUGUAGCGUCUGAACUGUUUGACCUACAAAACUAUUAUGACCACCCAAUGGAAAGAUGAGACUUUCACGAACACGAUGGUGUUCUCCGUUUUGCUCUACGACCCCCACAAGUGUCACGGGGUCUUACCUUACAGGUACAUUAGCGUUUAAAAAGACGACUUAAGUUAGAAGUGAUUUUUGAUUUAUUUUUCAUACUCCCCCCAGGAAGGGAAAAACCCUGGAUUGCAAACGCAUGAUUCCUCCCUACCUAGAAUUUUCAAUGGGUCUCAUGCGGGCUCACAGUCCUGAUUCGAACCAGGAUUUAGUGGCCAGUUAGUUUUAUAACCGGUAGUUUUAAAAUUAACGGUUUCAAGGAAUCAUUUUUUUAUAUAGUAAAUGAUCUAUAGUAUGACCAUCUAAAAGAAUUCCAUAUGUCAGCUUAGCACCACCCCUACCCCAACGUCUUAGACUAAAUAAUGAAUGAUUACUGUAAAAAGUUGAUAAGAUUAGAUUUAUACUUUUUAUAAAGAAAUGAACAAAACACUGAAAUGAUAACGUGUGUGUCUGUGUAUUUGUGUGUGUGUGUGCUUGUCUGUAUGUGUGUGUGUUUUCUGUGCGUUUGUUUGUGUGUGUGUGUGUGUGUGUGUGUGUGUGUGUAGGUACAGACCCAGCCACAGACCUGCGUGGUACAGGUUUUCUGGGGCUGAUGCAUACCUUGUACCUGGUAAUGGACCCUGAGACACUCCCUCUAGCCAGAGACAUCUACAAGCUGUCCCAGCACCCCACACAGGUACACACACACAAACAUACACACACUGGCCACAAACUGUUCAGGUGAGGGCAGUUUCAAAGAAGUGGGGACAUCUAUUAAAUGUGUGCUUGCCUACUUGUAUAGUCUAUUUACAAACCUAUACUCUUUCUGCCCAAUCUUUCUCUAGAACUUUCCAUUCUGUGUGAUGUCCCUCAAUAUGACCUGUAUCGCCCUGCAUGCACUCAGAGAAGAGGCCCUGUCCAAGUAAGUGUCCUGCCCUACUCCUCUACGACAGACAGACAGACACAUUGGCUUGACAGUCACUCACAAGUGCUUAGUCACUUAGUUAAAGGAAAUUCACACAUUUGUGUGUUUGUGGUUCUUUGUGUGGUUGUGUGUGUGUGCGGUGGUCCAGGGAGUGUAACCGUCGUCAGCAGGUGGUGGGGGUGUUGAAUGAGUUCUACGUUGCCACGUUCCUGCACCUCUACCAGCUGUGGAAGAGCCAGCAGAAGACUAUCUCUGACUCUGGCUUCGUCCUGAAAGGUAACUCACUGGGUUUGUACUCCAGGCUUAACCAAGCCCAGUUCUUUUAGCAGAGUGUCAUGUCAUUAUUAAUAACAUCCCUUUGCAACACAAUCACAUCCCCACUGUGUCUCUGCUCCCAUUCCAGAAGUGGAGCUGUUUGCCAAAAAGAACCCCAAGCAGAUGCUGCGUCGACUGGAUGUCUUCUUGAGGGAGAGGAGGUCCCCGGACCCCACGGCCCAGCAACCCUCACCCUGCCUGGGGGGGAGAGGGGACAGGUCUGAGGGAACCAGGGGCAAGGAGAUGCACUUUACUGGAGUGUGUGAGCUACCACUAAACAUGGAGGGAGAGGCCAGGCUCAUCUGAGAGGGAGAGAGCGAGAGAGAGUCUGUCUGUCUGUGAGUACGGCUAGACUAGUCUGAGCUAGAAAGAGAGAGAGAGUGUUUGUGUCAGUUGUGUGUUUGGGGACCCGACCAAGCCUUGACCCACUCCCUGCGGUCCUUUCCCAUUGAUGCUGUAAAACUGCUGUCAGAUCAGUUUGUAUGGAGUCACUCACUCCUCUCCCAACAGAAGUGCUUGACGGUGUGGCGGACAUUCAUAACAAUAAAUCACAGACAUGGGACUGAUGAAUAGAAGAUGUUAUUAAAUAGAGAGAGUGAAUGAAAGGUUAGCUUUUCAAGGACUGGUGUGGGUGCAGAGAGUGGGUGUGGGUGCAGGCUUUGUUCCAGACAAGCAGUAGCGCACCUGAUUCUACUAAUCAUCCAAUCAUAGUUGGUUUAUUGAGGCCAAAUCAGAAGCUGCCAAACCCCAGGGCUUCUAUCUGUCUACAGCACUAGUAGAGUUCUGGAAGGCUGUAGUGUCUAUUACUGUCUUCUACUGUCAGCAGAACUCUGUGUGUGUGUGUGUGUGUGUGUGUGUGUGUGCGCGCUCUAGGUAUGGAGAUA
This is a messenger RNA of Coregonus sp. 'balchen', 10394 nucleotides long. NCBI's taxonomy places the organism in Eukaryota, Metazoa, Chordata, Actinopteri, Salmoniformes, Salmonidae. The record is from the annotation of a GenBank genome assembly.